AUGUCACACAUACCUAUUUCCAGCAACAGCUCUCCAACGAAAAUGAACAAGAAACCUAGGGCACUUUCAUUUGGGAUCGAAUCUGGUUAUGGAUCAAGGUUCGAUUCACAUUCUUCGUUAUAUACACCAAACGGUACACCACCUCAAACAGCUUCAGACCAUACUAGUCAUGGUCAAGAGCUUGAGCAUGGUCAUCAUGAAUCAUCACCUUCACAUCAUCUUCAUCAUCAUCAAAUUGAAAAUAGAUUAUUACACAAUCUACUAGCUCAUUUCGAUUGUGGUACACAUAGUUUCGAUAGGGAUGAAAGAGAAACUCCCGAAGAGAGAAGAUUGAGUUUUACCAGUAAUGGAAACGAUCCACUUCCUACACCACCUUCAUCUAGAAGACCUUCGUUCUUAUCAUCUUUAACGCUCUCACGACCAUCAUUCGGGUUUACUCCCAAUUCAAAUUCGAAUUCUGUGGCAUCUUCACCCAUUUCUUCUACUCCAUUAUCAGCUUCACAGGUAGAUAAAAUCCACAAUAACCAUCAGCAACAAAGUGUUAGACCUGGAUUGGAGAAUACUCUUCCACAUGGAAAUGCAAAUGGCAAUGGGAAUGGAAUUGGACACGCACAUUCGUCUCCUGUAAUCCCAUUACAUCUUUCAGAAGUAAAUGCAAAUGCAGAAGGGAUGAGUCGAGGUGAUAAUCAACAACAAGGUUUAUUACCCCAACCUUCAAUCAAUAGGAAUAAUACUACAGGUCAAAUUAUUCCUAUAAAACAAAAUGGUUUUAUACCCAAUACCAAUACCAAUACCAAUACCACUAACAAAAACCGAAUGAUCGGUAAUCAACUAUUGAUUGAAGAGAAAAGACAUUUCGAUCCAAGUAGAGAACCGAAGUUAUUAGGUUUAUUAUAA
Messenger RNA from Kwoniella shivajii, 897 nucleotides. RefSeq lists its product as uncharacterized. The record is from RefSeq and is a predicted model, not a curated record. NCBI's taxonomy places the organism in Eukaryota, Fungi, Basidiomycota, Tremellomycetes, Tremellales, Cryptococcaceae. The coding region runs from base 1 to 897 and encodes 298 amino acids. The transcript has 2 exons.